AUGACGACUGCGAGUGGAUUAGAUAUGUCUCUCGACGACAUGAUCGCCAAGAACCGCAAGUCCCGUGGAUCUGGCCCCUCCCGUGGAGCUGGAUCCGGAUCCGGACCGGGUCCAACUCGCCGCAACAACCCUAAUCGGAAAUCCAACCGAUCUGCUCCAUAUCAAUCCGCCAAGGCGCCGGAGUCCACCUGGGGACACGACAUGUACUCCGAUAGGUCAGAAGAUUUCCCUUCCCGAUCCAGCCGUUCUUCCGCCGGAAUCGAAACUGGGACGAAGCUCUACAUAUCCAAUUUGGAUUACGGGGUCAUGAACGAAGACAUCAAGGAACUGUUUGCUGAAGUCGGGGAACUUAAACGCUACACAGUCCAUUUUGACAGGAGUGGAAGAUCAAAGGGAACUGCUGAAGUAGUGUUCUCUCGGCGUGGCGAUGCACUCGCAGCUGUGAAGAAGUACAACGACGUUCAGCUGGAUGGAAAACCCAUGAAGAUAGAGAUUGUGGGCACCAAUCUUCAAACCGCCCCGUCUGCUAGACCCGGAAAUGCAAACUCCAAUGGUGGUUCUAGACGGUAA
This is a messenger RNA of Thlaspi arvense, 570 nucleotides long. Lineage: Eukaryota; Viridiplantae; Streptophyta; Magnoliopsida; Brassicales; Brassicaceae. The record is from the annotation of a GenBank genome assembly.